This is a messenger RNA of Drosophila hydei, 846 nucleotides long. Its product is annotated as farnesol dehydrogenase. The coding region runs from base 1 to 756 and encodes 251 amino acids. Lineage: Eukaryota; Metazoa; Arthropoda; Insecta; Diptera; Drosophilidae. The record is from RefSeq and is a predicted model, not a curated record. Gene Ontology annotation, molecular function: oxidoreductase activity. The transcript is spliced from 2 exons.
AUGGAGCGUUGGCACAACAAGCUGGCUGUUGUUACCGGUGCUAGUGGCGGCAUUGGAGCUGCCUGUGCCCGUGCCAUGAUUGGCGCUGGAUUGCGUGUCGUCGGGUUGGCUAGACGCGAGGCUAAGUUAAAGGAGCUUAAGGAGAGUCUCCCAAGAGACUUGCAGAAAAACUUUAUACUAAGACAUUGCGAUAUAUCCAAGGAGGAGCAGGUCGAAAGCACAUUUGAUUGGAUCGAACGUGAACUCGAAGGUCCGGAUAUCCUUCUAAACAACGCGGGCAUAACCCGUGAGACGGAGCUUGUGACGCCGGGAAAUACGAAAAAGCUGAAAGAGGUCAUCGACACCAAUGUCAUGGGCGUUAUUUGGUGUACACGGGCUGCCUUUAACAAUAUGUUAAAGCGCGAUGUGGAGGGACAUGUGGUGAUAAUCAACAGCAUUGCGGGCCAGCAAGUGUUGAAUUUCAUCGAUGUAUUGCCAUCGUUUAACAUUUAUCCAGCUACAAAGUUUGCCGUAACAGCUUUGACGGAAACGUAUCGUCAGGAGUUUCAGCUACACAAGAGCAAAGUGCGAGUCACAGGGAUUUGCCCUGGAGCAGUCAAUACGAAUAUAUUUCCCGAGGAAAUACAUUUCUAUGUCAAGGAUAUGGCGAGACUAGAGCCCUCAAAUAUAGCAGAUGCGGUUAUCUAUGCACUUAGCACACCUCAGCAUGUGCAGAUACACGAAUUAACUAUUAAGCCAAUGGGUGAACUUUUUUAAGCUAAACUUGGAAUUUGAUUUAUCAAAAAUAUAAAUACGAAUCAAUAACAUAUAAUUAUCAACUGUAUGCUUCCUUUAUAUGCUAUGUCU